UUGCUGACAAGGCUGCCUACCUGAUGGGUCUGAACUCAGCAGAUCUACUCAAGGCCCUCUGCUACCCCCGAGUCAAAGUUGGGAAUGAAUAUGUGACCAAGGGUCAAACCGUGCAGCAGGUCUACAAUUCAGUAGGUGCCUUGGCAAAGGCUGUCUUUGAGAAGAUGUUCCUGUGGAUGGUUGUUCGCAUCAACCAACAGCUGGACACCAAGCAGCCCAGACAGUACUUCAUUGGUGUCCUGGACAUUGCUGGCUUUGAGAUCUUUGAUUUCAACAGCCUGGAGCAGCUGUGCAUCAACUUCACCAAUGAGAAACUGCAACAGUUCUUCAACCACCACAUGUUCGUGCUGGAGCAGGAGGAGUACAAGAAGGAAGGAAUUGAAUGGGAGUUCAUUGACUUUGGGAUGGACCUGGCUGCCUGCAUUGAGCUCAUUGAGAAGCCCAUGGGCAUCUUCUCCAUCCUGGAAGAGGAGUGCAUGUUCCCCAAGGCAACUGACACCUCUUUCAAGAACAAGCUCUAUGACCAGCAUCUGGGCAAGUCUAGUAACUUCCAGAAGCCCAAGCCUGCCAAAGGCAAGGCUGAGGCCCACUUCUCCCUGGUGCACUAUGCUGGCACAGUGGACUACAACAUCACUGGCUGGCUUGACAAGAACAAGGAUCCCUUGAAUGAAACUGUUGUGGGGCUGUACCAGAAGUCAUCCCUGAAGACAUUGGCCUUACUCUUUGCCUCUGCUGGAGGAGAGGCAGAGAGCGGUGGUGGUGGUGGCGGCAAAAAGGGAGGCAAGAAGAAGGGGUCUUCUUUCCAGACAGUAUCAGCUCUUUUCAGAGAGAACCUAAACAAGCUGAUGACCAAUCUACGGAGCACUCAUCCCCACUUUGUGCGCUGUAUCAUCCCCAAUGAAACAAAAACACCUGGUGCUAUGGAGCAUGAACUGGUGUUACACCAGCUGCGGUGUAACGGUGUGCUGGAAGGCAUCAGAAUUUGCAGGAAGGGAUUCCCCAGCAGAAUCCUCUAUGCAGACUUCAAACAGAGAUACAAGGUGCUUAAUGCCAGUGCUAUUCCAGAGGGACAGUUCAUUGAUAGCAAGAAGGCUUCCGAGAAGCUUCUUGGCUCAAUUGAUGUGGACCACACCCAGUACAAAUUUGGCCACACCAAGGUGUUCUUCAAAGCUGGAUUGCUGGGACUCCUGGAGGAGAUGAGGGAUGAGAAGCUGGCACAGCUCAUCACCCGUACACAGGCCAUGUGCAGGGGCUUCCUGAUGAGAGUGGAGUACCGGAGAAUGGUGGAGAGGAGGGAGUCCAUCUUCUGCAUCCAGUACAAUGUUCGCUCCUUCAUGAACGUGAAGCACUGGCCCUGGAUGAAGCUGUUCUUCAAGAUCAAGCCCCUGCUGAAGAGUGCAGAGUCUGAGAAGGAGAUGGCCAACAUGAAGGAGGAGUUUGAGAAAACCAAGGAAGAGCUUGCCAAGUCUGAGGCAAAGAGGAAGGAGCUGGAGGAAAAAAUGGUGAAACUGGUACAAGAGAAAAAUGAUCUGCAGCUCCAAGUGCAGUCU
This is a messenger RNA of Merops nubicus (carmine bee-eater), 1550 nucleotides long. RefSeq names its product myosin-3-like. The record is from RefSeq and is a predicted model, not a curated record. NCBI's taxonomy places the organism in Eukaryota, Metazoa, Chordata, Aves, Coraciiformes, Meropidae. Gene Ontology annotation, biological process: actin filament organization; vesicle transport along actin filament. Gene Ontology annotation, molecular function: actin filament binding; microfilament motor activity; ATP binding. The annotation marks the transcript as partial. The transcript has 10 exons. Gene Ontology annotation, cellular component: actin cytoskeleton; myosin complex; vesicle.